This is a messenger RNA of Linderina pennispora, 675 nucleotides long. RefSeq lists its product as uncharacterized. The record is from RefSeq and is a predicted model, not a curated record. Gene Ontology annotation, molecular function: protein kinase regulator activity. The coding region runs from base 1 to 675 and encodes 224 amino acids. Lineage: Eukaryota; Fungi; Kickxellomycota; Kickxellomycetes; Kickxellales; Kickxellaceae. Gene Ontology annotation, cellular component: protein kinase CK2 complex; cytoplasm. The transcript is spliced from 2 exons.
AUGGCGAGGAUGGGCAGCACGGAUUCGGACUCGGAGUUUGCCAAGUACUGGGUGGAGUGGUUUAUGUCGCUGGAGGGCAAUGAGUACUACUGCGAUGUGGAUGAGGACUACAUUCUGGACCGGUUCAACCUGACAGGGCUGAAUUUCGAGGUGCCGCACUACCAGAAGGCGCUGGAGCUGAUCACGGACCGGCUGCCGGAUAAGCCCAUGUCUGACGACCUGCGGGACCAGGUGGAGCGGUCGGCAAAGCACCUGUACGGGCUCAUCCAUGCACGCUACAUCAUCACGGCGCGCGGGCUGGUGAAGAUGCUGGACAAGUACAAGCGCGGCGACUUUGGGCGGUGCCCGCGCGUGUACUGCCAGGGCAACCAGCUGCUGCCGGUGGGCGUAACUGACAUUCCGAACCAAAAGGCGGUCAAGCUGUACUGCUGCCGGUGCGAGGACGUGUAUAACCCAAAGUCGCGUCGCCACAACAUGAUUGAUGGGGCACAUUUCGGCACCAGCUUCCCGCACAUGCUGUUCCAGGUGUACCCGUCGCUGAAGCCUGCGCCCAGCGACCAGCGGUAUGUGCCGAGAAUCUUUGGGUUCAAGCUGCACAACAUUGCUGAGCUGCACAGGUGGCAGGACGAGCAGCGCGAGCAGCAGAAGCAGCGGCUCACUGCCGACAAGAAGUAG